UCUUUUUUUUAUGAUUUUCUCGAUUUUGAUCAGUACAAAUCAAUAAUGUGUAUUUCAUUAUUGAAUAUAAUCAAGUUCCUCGGACUUGUACGGUACCAUGUUUGUCAUCCACUUCAAAUGUGUUUACUUGUGCUUUUCCUAUCACCAGGGGACAGGCAAAAUCGUAGCACUCAGACUAAUGGGACUGUCCAAAAUGCAGCAUCUCGGAAGUGAAGAAUUUUCGAAGCUGCCCAAUUUACGAUUCUUGGAAUUAGAGGGCGGGAACUUGGUAGGGGACUUUAAGAAUCUUCUCUCUGAGUUAACAUGGCUCUCUUGGAAAAAUUGCCCUUCGAAAUUAUACGCGACAAAUCUAUGUCUCGAGAAAUUAGCCGUGCUCGAGCUUUUGGACACUUCCAUUAAUGAAGAUUGGGCUGGAUGGGGGCCAUGCCUGGUGAGCGAGAACUUGAAAGUUAUCCAUAUCGCUUUUUGCCCAAACUUGAUGAGGAUUCCUGACCUCUCGAAAUGCAAGAAUUUGGAAAGAAUGGUUCUUCAUUGUUGUACAACCUCGCUAGUGAUUGAUGGCUCUAUCUCUACACUAGAGCAGCUGCAGCACUUGCACAUCGAUGGAUUUUUUAGGGGGCCUGACAAUGGCAACCUUCUUGCCGUACCUUCUGCAUUAGGUGGUCUAAGAUCCCUGUCAAGGCUAGAAUUAGAAAGAAUGCAUGUUGGAGAACUUCAUUAUUCCGUUGGAGAGAUGACGCUUUUGAAGUAUUUGUCUUUACAGGUUUGUUCACUUGGAAAACUUCCAGACUCUUUUGGAAAAUUGAAAUCACUGCUUGAAUUGAACUUGGCUCUUACGGGAAUCAGAGAGUUGCCUCAUUCUAUUGGAGAUCUUAAAAUGUUGACGAAGAUGAAUCUUUUUAUGACUCCGAUAAAGAAGCUACCGGACUCAAUAGGAGGGCUAGAGUCCUUGAUUGAGCUACGUUUGGUGGGUACACAUAUCACAGAAUUACCCGCUUGUAUUGGGGAUCUCAAACGAUUGGAAAUUCUAGAUGCAAGUGAGAGUAAUAUAAGAGUGCUACCAAAGGCCAUAGGGAUGCUGGAGAAUCUUAAAGCGUUGAAAGUCUCAUCUCGUAGGAACCAGGGAUAUGUCACGUUUCCUCCUACCGAUUUGGCUACUCUUUCUCAGCUUCAGGUUCUUGAAAUUUAUGUUGACCCCCGAUCUCUGAUAGGGCUUCCGUCCAGUCUCGAGGAUUUGACUCUACACAAUCUCAAUUUACCGAUGGAAAGGUUACCAUUUUCCAACUUGACAAAUCUAGCCCGUUUAAGCCUUGAGAAUUGUUGCCUAAGGGAGGUCGAGUUCGAACAUGUGCUUGGACAGCAGCCGGAGAAACUCAGAAUUUUGGAAGUGAGCUCUAGGGACUCGCUUGAGAGGCUAUCCGUAUCGACGUUAAAGGGGCUCCAAAUGUUGACAGUGUUUGGUUGCCCGGGACUAAUGGAGAUUCAAGGUGUGGAGAAAUUGGAAUCGCUGGUGUCAUUGAGGGUUGGCGAAGGUAGUCGCUUAAGAAGGUUGCCCGAUCUAUCAGAAUUAAAGAAGCUACAGAAUUUGGAUCUCGGUCAAUGUCCACUGCUAGAUUUGCCCGCUCUACGCCUCCCAGACAUGUGUUAUUUGCACAUUUAUGGAUGCGGGAAUUCGUCACGCUUUCAUGGCAAAUACAAAGAUUGGAAGGAUAGUCAGUAUAGAAAAAACCAUCUCAUAUUCUCUUGCGGUUGGUAUAGCGCGGCAGUGCUUGGUAUCAAACAGGAGUAGGAGAUGCUGUGUCCGGUCUCGGACACCACCAAGGAUCUCCUGCGGAGGAUUGUCGCGGUUCAGGGUACCCAGCCAGGAUGGAGGUCCAUUGGCCAUCAUAAUUGGCAUAGUACUUUGCUCUCUUUUCUUAUGUUCUUUGUUUGUGAGGACUAGCGAAAAUGUAAGUCAUGAUACCACUUGUGAUUAA
Molecule: messenger RNA, 1976 nt
Organism: Rhodamnia argentea
Lineage: Eukaryota; Viridiplantae; Streptophyta; Magnoliopsida; Myrtales; Myrtaceae
Product: plant intracellular Ras-group-related LRR protein 4-like
Exons: 4
Coding region: 98-1789 (563 amino acids)
Biological process (GO): defense response to fungus
Source: RefSeq, a predicted model, not a curated record